GCGAGGAAUCAACAUGAGGAUGGCAUCGACUUCACCAAAUGUUACCGCAAGUAGUUUGAUUUCUCUUCUCUUCGUUCUCAGUGUUUCACACGCACAUCUGUAACCCAUCUACCAUGGCAAGGCCUUUUACUUGUUGCUCUCUCUCUCUCUCUCGAUCCAGAGGUGGUUGGAGAGAGGCCAUUGUACAAGGACGAAGAGCUCGGGCAGGUUGACGAAAGAAAAAGCUGAGGUGGGGAAGGAGGAAGGCACGGGGCCGCCGUGGUCAUGGCGGGGACCAUCCUGGCCAUGGAGAAAUGUCCAAACUCGGGCGGCGACUCCAUUACAAGAAGCAAUUGGUGAUGGAACAGCGAUCAUUUUGUUUACCUCUUCGCAUCAGAAUGUUGGAAUCUUGAAGGACGGGGAAAAAAAAAGGAGGUCUUUUUGAGGCUGAAAUCUUCGCGAAGUGGGAUCAACCAAAUGAACGACGCAUAGCGCGGGGAGGGAGGUGGGAGAAAUGGGGAGCAUCGGCAGCGAGGAGCCGGCGCAGUGGGAGAAGGCGGAGGGCGGUGGCACUGUUGGGGAGGAGGAGAGGAUACUGGUCUCGGUGAGGCUGAGGCCGCUCAAUGCCAAGGAGUUGGAGCGCAAUGACACCUCGGAUUGGGAGUGCAUUGAUCGCACCACCGUCGUCUUCAAGAACAACCUCCCCGACCGAUCCAUGUAUCCAACAGCCUAUACUUUUGACAGAGUUUUCGGGUCAAAGUGCGGCACAAGGGAUGUGUACGAGGAAGGAGCCAAGGAAGUUGCUCUUUCUGUUGUAAGUGGAAUUAAUGCAACUAUAUUUGCCUAUGGGCAAACUAACAGCGGAAAGACAUACACAAUGACAGGGAUAACCGAGUAUAGUGUAGCAGAUAUCUAUGACCACAUAAAGAGGAAUGAGGAGAGAGAAUUCAUUCUAAAAUUCUCAGCUAUGGAGAUAUACAAUGAAGUGGUUAGGGAUCUCCUCAGUAUGGAUGGUUCCCCUCUUAGGCUACUUGACGAUCCAGAGAGAGGAACUAUAGUGGAGAAACUUACAGAGGAAACUCUGACGGAUGAGAACCACCUCAAGGAGCUUCUUUCCACAUGUGAAGCACAAAGACAGACAGGGGAAACCUCCCUAAAUGAAAUGAGCUCACGAUCACAUCAGAUACUCAGAUUGACAAUUGAAAGUUCUGCUCGAGAGCUUCUGAAUAGGAACAGCUCAAGCACUCUUGCAGCCACCGUGAAUUUUGUUGAUCUUGCAGGGAGUGAACGAGCAUCUCAAACUGGUGCUAGACUGAAGGAAGGCUGCCACAUUAAUCGAAGUUUGCUUACCCUUGGAACUGUCAUACGCAAGCUAAGCAAGGGAAGAAAUGGGCAUAUUCCAUAUCGAGAUUCAAAAUUGACACGCAUACUGCAGUCUUCCUUGGGAGGUAAUUCAAGAACAGCUAUUAUUUGUACAAUGAGCCCUGCACGAAGCCACAUCGAGCAGUCCAGGAAUACCCUUCUAUUUGCAAGCUGUGCAAAACAAGUAGUUACAAAUGCACAGGUCAAUGUAGUGAUGUCUGAUAAGGCAUUGGUUAAGCAUCUACAAAGAGAAGUUUUCAGAUUGGAGAGUGAACUGAAAUAUCCAGGAUCGGCCUCCUGUUCUUCUCAUUUUGAAGCCCUAAGGGAUAAAGAUGCUCAGAUUGAAAAGAUGGAGGGAGAAAUCAAGGAGCUGAUACAGCAAAGAGAUCUUGCUCAAUCUCAACUCAAAGAUUUGCUUGCCACUGUAGAUGAUGAUCAAGCUUCAAGUCAAUGGCAUGAACUGAGUCACGCCUCUGUAUCACAUGUGCACAAUAUGCCUGAGGAUGUAUGUUCCAUUUCUGGAACAUCAGGUAUUGCAUAUCAAAGUUCAGAGUUUGGCUCUAUAAGUUUUGAUGCACCACAUCAAAGCAACAAUGAAUAUCAUGUAGAGCUUUCUGAUAAACUGGACAUAGUUCCAGAUAUCUCACCUAGGCACUCAGUCAGCAGUUCUAUGUCUACUGGAAUGAUCUUACAGCAGACAAGGGACAAAAGUUUUGAAGCCUCAUCAAACGAUUUUGAAGACCAUUACAGGGAAGUUAGGUGUAUUGAGAUACAUGCUUUAGGCACAAAUAGAAUUGAGGAGUUCAAUCCACCAUUGACUGAAGAAAGUGAUAAUCUACCAUCUCAGACUGAUUUAGACAAGCUUGAAGAUACUGGACCACAAUCUGUAAGCUAUGCAUUUCUAAGACCUGAAACGGAGCAAUCAGUGAAGAGCAUAUCAGAGACAAUUGAUGAUUUCAUAAAAACAUGUCUUGAUGAUAUGUCUCCAUGGCCCACAAUGCCAAAAAUAAUGACUUUCAGGGAGUUGCCACUAACUAGAAGCAGAAGUUGCAGGGCAAGCCUUAUGACUACUUCAUCCUCUUUUUGGACUGAAGAGGCAGAGCAGCAUGACGGGAGACCACCUACGAACUUCUUGAAUGAGUUUCCUGUCAGCCUUGGCUGGAUUCCAAGAAAAAUUUCUGUGCCAUUGAAUGAUAUAAAAAAUGAGGCACACUCAUUUGAAGGAUCCCAGAACAUGGAAGAGCCUAUUCCUAGUCAUGUCAUUGAAGACCAGAAUAUUAGGAUUGUUCCUGAAGAGGAUAUUACCAAUGCCAGUAACUUUUUUUCAGGAGUGGUUCAGAUGGCUCAGAUCCAGCAUCAAAAGGAACUUACUGAUGAUCAGGAGACUCAAUGGGCCCAAGUUGAAGAAUUCGAAGUUGAGAAAACUGUAAAGGAUGUUGGAGUAGACUCAGUAUUGUAUUCUAUUGAAUCUCCUUCGAGAUGGCCAAUAGAGUUUCAGAGAAAGCAGCAGGAGAUAAUUGAACUUUGGCAUGCAUGCAAUGUUUCCUUAGUCCACAGGACUUACUUUUUCCUACUUUUCAAAGGUGAUCCAUCCGACUCCUUCUACUUGGAAGUGGAGAAUAGAAGGCUGUCCUUUCUAAGAAACACUUCUCUUCCUGAGCAUUCUAACAUGAUAGUGGCUGAAGAUGGUCGUACCAUUAUGUCCUCCUCAAGCUUGAGAUAUCUUCGUCGCGAAAGGCAAAUGCUGUACAGGCAAAUGCAGAAAAAGUUAUCCCUAGAAGAAAGGAUCACAAUCUAUUCCAAGUGGAGAAUUGCUCUCAACACCAAACAGAGGAGCCUGCAGCUGGCCCAGCUUGUCUGGACAAAAACUGACAUGCCACAUGUCAGGGAGAGUGCAUCGCUUGUAGCCAAGUUGAUUGGAUUUCAGGAGCAAGGGGAGGCCCUCAAGGAGAUGUUUGGACUCAGUUUCAUACCACAGCAAACUAACCAUAGAUCCUUCAGCUUCACAUACAGGAAGUCUUUGCUCAUGUGAGGAAUACGUUCAUAUGGUUCACAAGGCACUUCAUAAAUAGAAUUACACCUGAAGCACUUGGCUGAUUGAACCCUGUGGAUUCUGCACACACAAGCUUCCACGACUCUGCAGUUACUGCCACUAGUAAAUAGUAUUUGGAGUAGCAGUGCUACUCAGAUUGUUUGAUCUCAUCCAUAAAGUCAACUAAGCUACAGCAAGCAUAGAGAGGACUUUCAAAUGAUGUGAGAAGUCAAUGGUGGAAGGAGUCGUUGGUCUAAAAGUCAAGGCAAAAGAACAGAAAACGUGUGGAACUUUGCAGAGUGCAACCUCUCAGGGCCUGUGAUCUCAUAAUAAAUCUUUUGCCUGCCUGAAAGAGAGAGGAGGAAGAAGAAGAAGAAGAAAUGGAAAGGCAACCAAUUGCAUCCACUGGAUCCAAAGGAAACAAGUGGAAGCUUGCUUUACCUUCUUCUCUUUGGCUGGGGAUUUGACUGAGCCUUGGUUUUGUAAUGGUUCAUUUAGAAUUGGUUCUCUUCUCAGUGGAAGCUUUCCAGUCAACAGCUAGAAGAUUAUUCUAUGCAGGCACCAGUCUUUUUUGUGCAGCAAUUCAGAUGCUGGCCAUCACCACACCACACCACCACACAAAUCUUGUUCUGCCAAAGCAAAUUCUGGAUUCCUGAACAGUCUGUGUGACCUGUUCUUCCAAUGCUUGCUUUUAGCACCACAAACACCAACUUCAAGAAGGUGAGCUUGCUCAAAUGGACCUGCAAAUUUGGAGCUGGUCUUAAAAAAAUCUCUACCAGAGAAGGUGAUCAGCAUUAGCAUUCAAGUGGAUGAUUGUAUCAUCUCUAAGAUUCUUGGAAAGCUAUGUUCCACACAGAGAUUUGCUCCAAGGAUGAUAACUUGAUGAUCAGGGAAUACAAGCCAAGAAGGAAAAAGUAAAAGAUGAUGACACAAGGGAAGAUAAAGUUGGCAAGCUUAAAGUGAAAGGCCACCUAUUCAAAGUUGCAUCACCUUCAAGACUACUACAUGCAUCUCCAUCAAUUGCCAUCAGCUCCUCCAAUAAAGAAAAAAGCAAGCAAAGAAAAAGAAAAGACCACUUAGUAAUGCUAUUUUCCUUUCAUUUUUUUUCCUUUUUCUCAUGAUGGCUUAGCAUGAUUCUCGCAGCCAUCCUGCAAUAAUGUCAAUGGUGCUAAUCCAGCAUGGUGUGUAAACAGAUAAUGUAAAAGAAGACAUACUAUAUAGUAUAUAUAUUUCUUUUCUUAUUA
This is a messenger RNA of Musa acuminata AAA Group (dessert banana), 4617 nucleotides long. Its product is annotated as kinesin-like protein KIN-7J. Gene Ontology annotation, molecular function: ATP binding; microtubule binding; microtubule motor activity. The transcript is spliced from 17 exons. Bases 494 to 3373 code for a protein of 959 amino acids. NCBI's taxonomy places the organism in Eukaryota, Viridiplantae, Streptophyta, Magnoliopsida, Zingiberales, Musaceae. The record is from RefSeq and is a predicted model, not a curated record. Gene Ontology annotation, biological process: microtubule-based movement.